AUGGCGCCCUCCAAACCACUAUCCCGGCGCAUGCAAAAGCAAGGGCCACCCGAACCACUGAACGAAGGCUUCUUCGGCAAGAAGAGAAAGUCUGCGGCUCCUACGAAUGGAGCUAUCAAGAAGCAGAAGAAGGGCGGGAAUGCGCCAGCGGUGAAGGCAGUGGCGAACGGAGGACCGAAGCACGCUGCAAACUCGGCUGGCAAGAAGAGCACCAAGGGCGACUUCAAGACGCAGCAGAAGAUCGCCAAGCAGCCGUUGUCGUUGGAGGAAGAUGAGGACGACGUCUCCGAUCUGAGUGGCGAUGCUAUUGACGAUGCAGACGUCAUGGAAGAUGGGCUGAGUGGUCUGGCAGGCGCUGAUUUAGACGACGCACUGGACAGCGAUGCCGAGGAUUUCGCGGACGCACCGUCGGAUCUGGAGGAGGAAGACUUGCUGGACGAGGACCAGGAUGUCGUGCAGAAGGGUGUAUGGUCCGAGGAUGAUGAUUCCGAUGGUGAGGAAGCAUUGACAGCGGCGAAUAUUGCAGGCCUGUCGCAAAAAUUAGAUGCACGACGAGCGGAGGAGGAAGAGGAUGCCGAGCAAGAACUGGCGGACGAUGCGCUGCAGACCAACAUUGCUCCUGCAGACUUGGACCUGAGCGAUGACGAAGCUGGAAAGACGAGUAGCCUGGCGCCCGAUCUACAGCUAUUGCGAACUCGGAUCACUGAGGCUGUGCGAGUGCUCAGCAACUUCAAGGAGCUCCGCGACCCUACUCGCAGUCGUGCCGACUACACACAAGCCGUUCUGAAAGACAUUGUUGCGUAUUACGGCUAUUCUCCAUUCCUUGCCGAGAAGCUCUUUGGCCUGUUUACUCCACAAGAAGCCCUGGCUUUCUUUGAUGCCAACGAGACGCCUCGUCCGAUGGUCCUGCGUACGAACACACUACGAACACAUCGACGUGACUUGGCUCACGUUUUGAUCAACCGUGGUGUUAGUCUCGAACCUGUUGGGAAAUGGUCAAAAGUCGGCCUGCAGAUCUUUGAGUCUCAGGUCCCUCUUGGUGCCACGCCAGAGUACUUGGCUGGGCACUACAUCCUGCAAGCCGCCUCCUCCUUCUUGCCUGUUAUGGCAUUAGCACCACAAGAGCACGAACGGGUGCUCGACAUGGCUGCUGCUCCCGGUGGCAAGACCACACACAUGGCGGCUCUUAUGAAAAAUACUGGCUGCAUAUUCGCCAACGACGCAAGCAAAGAUCGUGCCAAAGGUCUCAUAGGCAACAUCCACCGUCUAGGCGUGAAGAACACCAUCGUCUGCAACUACUCCGCCCAAGAGUUUCCACGUGUAAUGGGAGGCUUCGAUCGCGUACUCCUCGACGCACCCUGCUCAGGAACAGGUGUUAUCGCGAAAGAUCCUAGCGUCAAGACAAACAAGACGCCCGACGACUUCUUGAGGCUACCUCAUCUCCAAAAGCAACUUCUGCUCUCCGCCAUCGACUCAGUAGACCACGCAAGUAAGACCGGAGGCUACAUAGUCUACUCCACUUGCUCCGUCACCGUCGAAGAGAACGAGCAAGUGGUACAGUACGCGCUCAACCAACGGCCCAACGUCCGACUAGUCUCUACGGGUCUCGUCUUCGGCAAAGAAGGUUUCACAAGGUACCAAUCCAAGCGCUUUCACCCUAGCCUGAAGGAGACGAGGAGAUACUACCCUCACGCCUUCAACGUGGACGGAUUCUUCGUAGCAAAGUUCAAGAAAUUCGGUCCGACAGGCGCCACGGCCGUUAAAGCGCAAGGCACGCCCGCGGAAGUGGCGAGGUUAGCAACGAAUUCCAAGGCGGAUGCUGAGGCUGAGGGUGUAGCUAAUGGAGAUCAUGAUGAGGUUCCAGAGAAUAGUGAUGAGGAGGUCGCUGAAGAGACGGAGUUUGGUGGGUUCGAUGAGGAUGAGGAUCAGGUGUAUAUCGAAAGGAGUUUGAAGAAGACUAUGAGGAGGAAGGGGAUUGAUUUUAGGGCGACGAAGAGUAAGGCUGUGAAGGCUCUUCAUCCGGAGAGGGUAACGAAUGGAGAGACGGUGAAGGUGAACGGGGUGGUGGAAAAGGCUACUGAGGAUGAUGUGAAGGUGAAUGGGAAGAAGGUGGUGGUGGACGGCUCGUCCAAGGUCAAUGAGGCCAAGAAGGAAAAGAAGAAGAGUGCGAAGAAGGCCGUAUAA
Messenger RNA from Recurvomyces mirabilis, 2184 nucleotides. RefSeq names its product rRNA (cytosine-C5-)-methyltransferase nop2 (gene NOP2). Gene Ontology annotation, molecular function: RNA binding; rRNA (cytosine-C5-)-methyltransferase activity. The transcript has a single exon. Gene Ontology annotation, biological process: rRNA base methylation; maturation of LSU-rRNA. NCBI's taxonomy places the organism in Eukaryota, Fungi, Ascomycota, Dothideomycetes, Mycosphaerellales, Teratosphaeriaceae. Gene Ontology annotation, cellular component: nucleolus. Bases 1 to 2184 code for a protein of 727 amino acids. The record is from RefSeq and is a predicted model, not a curated record.